UUUGAACUAAAUCCAUAGGUUUAUCGGCCACUAUUUGGAUAAGUAUCACACAUCCCAACCAACCAACAACAGCAGAAAGUAAUAUUUGUUAAUAACCUGUAAAGGAGGAGCAGCAGAAUGGCAUACCAUGUGGUAUUGGAGCGGCCCCUUUGAUGGCAGAUGAUGCACUUCGUUUCUGGCUUUGGCUGAACGAUUCAAACCCAUCUCUCUGUUCUAAUCCAUCUCAUUUCCUCCCGCCGCACACGCCUCUGCAAAUUCAAUUCAAACAAGUUGUUAUUAAACUAAACAAAUCACUGUUGAAUAGUUUAGACCCACCAAAUCCUCCCCUCUGAAGUUUUCAAUUCAACUCUCCCUGGUCAGAGCCAACCCCAUAGCACAUCUUCUUUCAUUAAAAUAACUUCCUUCCCAUCUUCUUCUUCUUCAAUGGCCAAUCCCCAUUUCUUUCCUUCCCAAAUCCCUCCAUAGUUUGUUUGUUCAUCUUCUUGUUCUUGAUCAUGCCGGUUUUCAGUACAGCAGUAGCUUCCUCCUUCUUCUUCGCCAUUGCUUUUGUUUUGGUUCUUCGUUUUAUAGCCAAAACAUCUCUGUUGUACAUGGUGGUCAAGGGUUUUCAAUCAAUUACAGACUAUUUCCAUGCCUACCAAUACUACAGAAUUCCCCAAUUCGACGAGAAUCUACAGCCGAAUCAACUCUACCUUCGUGUACAUGCCUACCUUCAUUCCUUACCUUCUCUGGAGGAUUCCAAUUUCACGAACCUAUUCUGUGGUGCAAAACCUAGCGAUAUUGUCCUCCGCCUCGACUCCGAUCUAACCGUCCACGAUUCCUUCCUCGGGGCGAAACUCCGAUGGAAACUCGAGAUGCAUAGCGAUCAUCAUCGGCAGAACAGCAGUUUUUCAUUCGUUCUAAAGCUGAGGAAGGACGAUAAACGAAGGGUAUUCCGUCAGUACUUCCAACACAUCCUCUCGAUAUCCGAUGAGAUUGAACAACAGAAGAGGGAAAUCAAGAUGUAUAUCACUGCGGACGGCUGCGCAAGACGUUGGAUGGCGGUGCCGUUUACACAUCCGGCGACAUUCGGUACAGUGGUGAUGGACAUCGAUUUGAAGAAUAAGGUAAAAUCCGACCUCGAACAGUUCCUGAGAUCGAAGCAAUAUUAUCACAGAUUAGGCCGUGUGUGGAAACGAAGUUUCUUACUCUACGGUCAGCCGGGGACGGGAAAAUCGAGCUUCGUGGCGGCUAUGGCGAAGUUUCUGCAGUACGACAUCUACAGCAUCGAUAUGUCGAAAAUCUCGAGCGACUCCGACAUGACGAUCCUGCUGCUUCAAACGACGCCGAAGUCGUUGAUUCUGGUGGAGGAUCUUGAUCGGCAUCUGAUGAAGAGAUCGACUGCGACGAGCGCGUCGGGUGUACUGAACUUCAUGGACGGCAUCGCAUCGUACUGCGGUGAAGAGCGUGUGGUGGUGUUCACGAUGACCGACAAAAGUGGGAUCGAUCAAGCGGCGCUGAGGCCGGGACGGGUGGACGUGCACCUUCAUUUUCCGGCGUGUGACUUCUCGGCCUUCAAGACUUUAGCUAUAAGCCAUUUGGGGGUGAAGGAUCACAAGCUCUUCUCUCAGGUGGAGGAGGUUUUUCAGAGUGGAACCAGCAUGAGCCCCGCUGAAAUUGGUGAGAUCAUGAUAGCUAAUCGGAGCUCGCCAUCUCGGGCCUUAAAAUCCAUCAUUACUGCUCUGCAAAUCUACAGCGGCGAUGGCGACGGGAGGGACCGGAAUGGAUUGAAAUGGACGGGCGGUGGAUCGGCGAUUCAUGAUGAGGAUGAGAUCGGAUCUAGACGCUUCUUUUUUAAAGAUAAUCUUAGUAUGGGAAAACUGUAUGGGCUUUUGAAAUUGGGACUGAGAAAAAAUGAAGAAUGUCUGGAUUCUCACUCUAUGGAGAAGAACUGAUUAUAAAAAUCAAAGAUUAUAUUCUAGUAA
This is a messenger RNA of Cucurbita maxima (winter squash), 1964 nucleotides long. RefSeq names its product AAA-ATPase At2g46620-like. The transcript has a single exon. Gene Ontology annotation, molecular function: ATP hydrolysis activity; ATP binding. NCBI's taxonomy places the organism in Eukaryota, Viridiplantae, Streptophyta, Magnoliopsida, Cucurbitales, Cucurbitaceae. The record is from RefSeq and is a predicted model, not a curated record. Bases 495 to 1934 code for a protein of 479 amino acids.